GCGCGGCCUCCCGAAAUACAGUAACGCGUGCUAUGCGCAAACUCAGUAGAUGGCAGAAGAUGGCGGCGGAUAAACAGAAGCAUCAUGACGGGAGGGUAAAGAUCGGUCACUAUAUUUUGGGGGACACGCUUGGAGUUGGCACCUUCGGCAAAGUGAAAAUUGGUAAACAUGAACUAACUGGACACAAAGUUGCUGUAAAGAUUUUGAACAGACAGAAGAUUCGCAGCCUUGAUGUAGUGGGAAAAAUUCGAAGAGAGAUCCAGAAUCUCAAGCUAUUUAGACAUCCUCAUAUAAUUAAGUUGUACCAGGUAAUAAGUACUCCAACAGAUAUAUUCAUGGUUAUGGAAUAUGUUGCUGGUGGUGAACUCUUUGACUAUAUAUGUAAAAAUGGGAAGCUGGAUGAAAAGGAGUCCCGGCGUCUGUUUCAGCAAAUCCUUUCUGGUGUUGACUAUUGCCAUCGACACAUGGUGGUGCAUAGGGACCUGAAACCAGAAAAUGUUCUUCUUGAUGCUCACAUGAAUGCAAAGAUUGCUGAUUUUGGGCUUUCAAACAUGAUGGCAGAUGGGGAGUUUUUAAGGACCAGCUGUGGAUCACCAAAUUAUGCGGCACCAGAAGUAAUUUCGGGAAGACUUUAUGCUGGGCCAGAGGUAGACAUAUGGAGCAGUGGAGUCAUACUGUACGCUUUACUAUGCGGAACUCUUCCAUUUGACGAUGACCAUGUGCCAACCCUUUUUAAGAAGAUCUGUGAUGGAAUCUUCUACACACCUCAGUAUCUUAAUCCGUCAGUUAUUAGCCUUUUGAAGCACAUGCUGUUGGUGGAUCCAAUGAAAAGGGCUACUAUUAAAGAUAUUAGGGAACAUGAGUGGUUCAAACAAGACCUUCCAAAAUAUCUGUUUCCUGAGGACCCAUCUUACAGUACAAACAUGAUUGACGAUGAAGCCUUAAAAGAAGUGUGUGAGAAAUGUGAGUGUACGGAGGAAGAGGUGCUGAGCUGUCUAUACAGUCGGAAUCAUCAGGACCCAUUAGCAGUUGCUUAUCACUUGAUCAUUGAUAACAGAAGAAUAAUGAAUGAGGCCAAAGAUUUCUAUUUGGCUACAAGCCCCCCUGAUUCCUUCAUGGAAGAGCCCCAAUCAGCUCGGCCACAUCCAGAGCGAGUUCCCUUCUUAAUAGCCGAGUCACCUCGACAACGGCACACUCUGGAUGAGUUAAACCCACAAAAGUCCAAACACCAGAUAGGUGUAAGAAGAGCAAAAUGGCAUCUAGGAAUUAGAAGUCAAAGUCGACCAAAUGAUAUUAUGGUAGAAGUUUGCAGGGCUAUGAAAAUGCUGGGCUAUGAGUGGAAGGUUGUAAAUCCAUACUACUUACGUGUAAGAAGAAAGAAUCCAAUAACUAGUAUGCUAACUAAAAUGAGCCUCCAGCUGUACCAGGUUGACAGCCGAACAUAUUUGCUUGAUUUCCGCAGUAUUGAUGGUAGGUGAUAAUGGAACAAUUUG
Messenger RNA from Bombina bombina (fire-bellied toad), 1493 nucleotides. It is a transcript of the gene PRKAA1, whose product is annotated as protein kinase AMP-activated catalytic subunit alpha 1. Gene Ontology annotation, molecular function: ATP binding; protein serine/threonine kinase activity. Gene Ontology annotation, cellular component: cytoplasm. Bases 33 to 1478 code for a protein of 481 amino acids. NCBI's taxonomy places the organism in Eukaryota, Metazoa, Chordata, Amphibia, Anura, Bombinatoridae. Gene Ontology annotation, biological process: protein phosphorylation; intracellular signal transduction. The transcript is spliced from 8 exons. The record is from RefSeq and is a predicted model, not a curated record.